This is a messenger RNA of Emericellopsis cladophorae, 552 nucleotides long. RefSeq names its product histone H4 acetyltransferase. The transcript is spliced from 3 exons. Lineage: Eukaryota; Fungi; Ascomycota; Sordariomycetes; Hypocreales; Bionectriaceae. The coding region runs from base 1 to 552 and encodes 183 amino acids. Gene Ontology annotation, cellular component: NuA4 histone acetyltransferase complex. The record is from RefSeq and is a predicted model, not a curated record.
AUGGCCGACAAGCAGCAGCAACAACAGGUUUCCCCAGGCACGCCUGCGGCGACGAACGCCGUUCCAGCUGCCGCCGAAGACUCCCCUGCGACGAUGGCGGAAUACAAGAAAUGCCUCCAGAGAGUUCGCGAGAUGACCGAGCGUCGUAGGAGGACGGAGCGGCAACUCCAACAAAUCGAGGAAGCGAUCGCACAAAAGGAAGCUAUGUAUCUAGAGAGCACGCCAAGUGGAAACAUCAUUACCGGCUUCGAUAAUUAUAUGAAGGGGCAAAGCGGCGCGGCAGCCCAAAGACGUAAAACCGGCCCUAUGGAACAGAACCGUGUGUUCUCCAGGUCCUCCAUUUCAUACAAGCCAAAUACCGACGGCACGCCGGGAUCGACGCCAGCCUCACACGCUCCCACACCAGUAUCCGGCUCGUUUAGCGGAACAGCCACGCCAACGACGGCAGGCGGGAACAGCAAGAAGAAGAAGAAGGCGGCCGAGGCAGAAGACAGCGAAGCAGACGUGCCACCGGCGAAGAAGAGGAUCAACCUUGGAGCAUCCAGGAAGUAA